AGAGAACCCGGCUGAGUCACGUGACUUGGAAUCAAAGCCAGGCUCUUGCGCCUGGGAACCUGCAUUUUUCUCAGUUGGGCAACAAUGCGUUCUAUAUUGAAAAAGAGACCUGGAGAGGAGACAGUCAGCUGUCUGCCCCCAAACAAGUGCUUGGCAAAGGUUUGCAAUUUGAGAGGUGGAGGGUACAAACAAACAAGAAGAGUUGGAUGCCAGAAGACCCAUGCUCUCCGAAAACCUCCUCCCCACCCAUCUAAUGCUUCGCAGUGGGAUGCUGGUCUCUCUAGCCACCUUUCCAAAGCACACAGUCAGAAUGUGGCAGAAACCCUGGCCAAACAUAGUGGGAAGCAAAAGAAAUCAUCCAGGUUAUGGGAGGCCCAGAAAGCCGAGGAGAGAAAAAGUCGUGUGACUUUCGGCUUGACGAUCACAGACGCUGGGUCCCACCACUCUUUCACCUCCAUAGAAGAUGACCUCGAUGAAACCACCAGCAAGGUUCCUGUCUUCAAACCUGAGCUAGUCACUGCCCAUUGCUUCAGGCAGUUGAAGCAGAAAGACUUCCGCCUGCCAAAGAGCCGCCGGAGGAUCAUCAUUGUGCCUGGCACAAAGGACCAAGUGCCAGCCCGGCCCACAGUUCCGCCUGAAGCUCCCCUCCCACUCAUGCCUAGCUUCAGAGUUCUGGAUACUAGCGACACCCAGGAGCUACCAGUGGACAAGAAGGUCUGGCUGAAUCAGAGGGCAAAGCUUCGGAGGCAGCUGGAGACAUUCGGUGAUGUCAAGACAUGGCUGGACAAUAAGCCCAACAUCACAUCAUCAGAGUUCAGGGUUCUGUCCAUGAUUCGCCAGGAGCAGAAAACCCCAAAACAUACCUUGAUUUCAAUCAGGAGAGCCAAGGACAGAGCUCUCAGACAUGUCCGCCUAAUUGCACCACAGCUGCGGCUGCCUAAGCCCCCUGUCCUGUCUGACAUGUACGCCUACCUUCGUAGUCGAAAGAUCAAGAUCCUAGAGAUAUUUAGCAAGGGGGAGCGGGGCGAGAACCAGCGCAUCUCCAGGGAGGAAUUUCUCAUGGCUCUGAAGGCGGUAGGAGUUCCUCUGAAGAACCAAGAGCUGGAGGACAUCAUCAUCUACCUCGGCUCUCUUGGCAAGCAGAACACCAUCACCACAGAAGCCCUGGCCAGUACCUACAAGCAGUGGUCACUGGCCCAGCAGAAAAGCACCAUACCUAGUGCCAAGGAGUAUUACAAAUUGUCUGCAAAGAGAACUCCCCUGAAGCACAGCCCUAAAGAGCAGCAAGCUACUUCAUCCUCACAGCCUCGCAAGAUGGACCUGCUGAAGGUGCCUGAGGUUGAUACAAAGAUGGAGGGGCGGCCCAUGUCAGAGGAAGACAUGGAGGAUGUGGGCAGACGGUACCGAGAGAGGCGGAGGCAGUACAAGCUCUCUCUCCCCUCCAUUCAAUACAUGGAGAACUGCCGCCUGGUUCGAUCUGGGACGAAAGAGUUUGACAAUCACUGCCUGCCGACUACCAUCUCUGGGGAGAUGGAGGAGCUGCUCAAUGUGACCCGCAGGGAUAACUUCCUGGUCUACCUGCAGUGCUGGGAACUCUGUGAGGCCUAUGGGCUCCCGCUGACUGAAGAGAUCCUCAUGAGAGCACUGCUGUAUCCAGGAGACAAGAUCAUUACUCUGAAAGAAGAAGUCCGCCCAAUCCGGCAGCCUGGAGGCUAUUAUAUAGACCAGAGGAUUGUCUACAGCCUGGCUGCACGCAGGAGCCCCCGCAGGCAUGGGGGAAAGAAGAGAGACAAGAAGACAUCAAAGAAAAUGAAGAAAAUGCACUUUGACGAUUUCGAGGAAUUAACUGGGAAGCUGAAGUUGCAGAGGUUAAGCCCCUCAGACACCCAUCCCAAUCACUUCUGGCCCGGUCACCUUCUGGACAAGCUGAGGCUCUACCUGCCUACUGUGGCCAAGGACCAGAGCCUGGCGAUCUUCAGCUGUGUGGAACACAAGCCCCCUGCUUACCCUGCCAUUUACCACUCUAAGAACUACUGGCCCAUGAAAGACUUUUCUUAUAUGACCCAUGCCUAUUAUGAUGCAAACAAGGUGUACUCCAUCAACUAGAGUGGAUUGCAGGAUGCUGGACCAGAAGACAGUGCAGCCAGAAGCCCCCAGCUGCAGUCAUGAGAUAUCAACGAGCUAUACGGAAAAAAAAAAACAAAACAUUCCCAGGGAAGGUCCGGGGAUGUGUCCCCUGAUGCCACAGUGGGGUGUGGAUGUGUCCACACACACAUGCUGCUUUCCUAUCUGUCAUGACCUCUGCCGUUUUGAAAUAAACUAGGUUAGAGCUGAACUAACCUUCACUAAA
Molecule: messenger RNA, 2350 nt
Organism: Mus musculus (house mouse)
Lineage: Eukaryota; Metazoa; Chordata; Mammalia; Rodentia; Muridae
Gene: Efcab12
Product: EF-hand calcium binding domain 12
Exons: 9
Coding region: 85-2106 (673 amino acids)
Molecular function (GO): calcium ion binding
Source: RefSeq, marked validated